This is a messenger RNA of Schistocerca serialis cubense, 516 nucleotides long. RefSeq names its product tigger transposable element-derived protein 6-like. The coding region runs from base 1 to 516 and encodes 171 amino acids. The transcript has a single exon. Lineage: Eukaryota; Metazoa; Arthropoda; Insecta; Orthoptera; Acrididae. Gene Ontology annotation, molecular function: nucleic acid binding. The record is from RefSeq and is a predicted model, not a curated record.
AUGGAAGGGUUUGAGGAUUGUGGAAAUUCGAAAUGUAUGCAUUUGAAACCAUUGACUUACGACGAAAUGGAGGAAGUUUUAUUAACUUGGUUUCAGCAAGCACAUCUCAGAGAAUUUGAUGCCAAAAUGGGGAGUGCUGCAAGAAAAGUGCUGCUGUUUGUGGAUAUAUGUGCGGCACAUCCACCAGACGUAUCCUUUCUGAGAAAUGUGAAAGUAAUUUUCCUGCCACCCAACUGCACCAGCCAUCUGAAACCUUUGGACUUGGGAAUAAUACACGCCCUUAAGGUUAAAUAUAGGACAGCCCUUGUAAAAGAGGCCUUGAUUUUGAUGGACCAAAGAAAACCGGGAAGCCAGCCGAGCUCACAACUGAAGCUGAAUAUUUUACAGGCAAUGAAUUUAAUUAUGCACUCGUGGAGGGAAGUCAGUGCUGAAAAUAUUGAAAACUGUUUCACAAAAGCGGGAUUCUGUGAGAAUGAGGUGGCAGCUCCUGUGGAAGAUGUUGCAAGUGAUUUGUAA